Messenger RNA from Syngnathoides biaculeatus (alligator pipefish), 2763 nucleotides. RefSeq names its product CCM2 scaffold protein (gene ccm2). The coding region runs from base 367 to 1833 and encodes 488 amino acids. The record is from RefSeq and is a predicted model, not a curated record. The transcript is spliced from 9 exons. Gene Ontology annotation, biological process: heart development; vasculogenesis. Lineage: Eukaryota; Metazoa; Chordata; Actinopteri; Syngnathiformes; Syngnathidae.
GGCAGUUGGCGCUUCGACCGAAGUGGGGCGCUGUUCCGCGUGCUGGGCCGCCCUCGACGCCCAAAAUGGCGGUACGGUCAAAAAGUUUGGACUGUUUUGUUGGACUUGGUUUUCCGGGCUUUUACCGACCAGCGUAGCCCCACAAUACACCGUCGGACUCAAGUCGGAACGGCCGCAUGGCGCCUCCCCACUUAAGGACUUCAGGACGCGUCCAAAAGUGACAAUGGCGCUCAGCCGACAGCCCGAAUUCAGCUAAGCUAACGUCGGAAAGAGUUCCCGGUCGGUCCCGAAAAGCUCGCUUUGGGUUAUGUCGUGCCUCGCUCGGACGCGCGAGCAGGACAUGAGCAAGAGGAGAUCGUCGUAGACAUGGAGGAAGAUGUGAAAAAAGUCAAAAAGCCCGGAAUUGUGUCACCCUUCAAGCGGGUCUUCCUGAAGGGCGAGAAGGGACGGGACAAGAAGGCGCAGGAGAAGUCCGCCGAGCGCCGGGCCCUCCACACCGUGUCCCUCUCGCAACCCGACCGGCGCAUCGACCCCGACGUUCUGCUCAACGAUUACAUCGAGAAGGAAGUGAAAUAUUUGGGCCAGCUGAUGUCGGUGCCCGGAUACUUGAACCCGUCGAGCAGGACCGAAGUCCUCCAGCUCAUUGACGACGCCAGAAAGUCGCAUCAGCUGAGCGGCCAGCUGACGUCGGAGCAGGACGCCGUCGUGAGCUUGUCGGCGUACAACGUCAAGCUGGUGUGGCGAGACGGCGAGGGCAUCAUCCUGAGGGUGGCCAUCCACGACAUCGCCGCCGUCUCCUACGUCCGCGACGACUCUUUGCACCUGCUCGUCAUCAAGACCGCCCAGGACUCCGGAGGUUCUCCCUGCCCCGCUUCCUGUCCCGACGUCAACAAAUCGCAGACCCCGGGCUCCUCGUCGGAGGGCGGGGCCGCGCCCGCCGAAGUCUGCCGUCUGCUCGUGCUCGCCGUCGACAGCAAGGCGGCAGCGGAGGAGCUCUGCCUCCUGCUCAGCCAAGUCUUUCAGAUCGUCUACACCGAGUCCACCAUCGACUUCUUGGACAGAGCCAUCUUCGAUGGGGCCGGCACCCCCACCAGGCAUCUUUCCCUCUCCAGCGGUAAGCGCGACACGACAACCGAGUGCGUCGGGGGGGGGUCCUCUGACCGUGCCGUCCGAUGCGACGCUUCCUCAGAUGACUCGUCGAGCAAGGUGGACAUCAAGGAGCCCUUUGAAGGCCAGGCCGACGCCUCUUUUCCGUUCCAGGCGUCGACGGGAGCGGACGGCAACUCCCCACCGGCGUCCGGCCCCGCCUCCCCCCGGGCCGAGGCGCCGAGCGAAGGGGAGCUCAGCGCCACGGCUGCCGAGCUGCUCCAGGACUACAUGACCACGCUGCGCACCAAGUUGUCCUCCCAGGAGAUCCAACAGUUUGCGGCGCUGCUGCACGAGUACCGCGACGGCUCCUCCAUCCACGAGUUCUGCAUCAACCUGCGGCAGCUCUACGGGGACAGCAGGAAGUUUCUACUGCUCGGCCUGCGUCCCUUCAUCCCGGACAAGGACAGCCAGCACUUCGAGAACUUCCUGGAGACCAUCGGCGUCAAGGACGGCCGCGGCAUCAUCACCGACAGCUUCGGCCGCUACCGGCGAGCGGCCAGCUCCGUCUCCGACUCGGCCGCCGACGGCGAGGGGGCGGCGGGAGCCGGCGCCGCCUCCGACGGGGGCCCGGAGGAAGGGGAGGAGACCUCGGAGGGCGACGAGUGGGACCGCAUGAUCACCAACAUCAGCAGCGACAUCGAAGCGCUCGGCUGCAACAUGGACGGCGAAGGCGCGGCGGCGUGAUGCCGCGGACGGACCCGACGGAUGGCGUGAGUGCGUUUCCGGAGACGUUUUUGCUAUUUUUGUACACUUAUAGGCAGUAUCUGCCACCGCCGUCAGCCACGACUUGGAUUAUUUUGUAUGAUCGCCCCCCCCCCCGCCAAUUUGCGCAUUUUGUGCUCUGCAACAUCUCGAGAUGUGGCACCAAAACCCGUCUGAGACUACGAGCAAAGUCGUCCUGUGGAACCCGUUCGGGGGGGGGGUCCAGUCGCUUUGAACCAUGAAUAUUGUGUGCACUUGUAAUGCGGAUUUGAGAAAUUGCUACACACUGAGUGGCACCCCCCAAAAAAAUGUCUCCAUUGAAAGGUCAGUAGGUGUAUUUUUGUUAUUGUUUUUACCAAAAUAUGAUGACUCCCUCUCCAGCACACGGUGGCGCCAAUUUCUCGUCAGUUGUCGUUAAUUCGGGCUGUCUCGUGCCGGAACUUGACGCUCACGUCGACGCGCAGACAGACGAGGCUCGAGCGCGCGUCGGAUGGGGAAAUUGGAACCGUGAGCUUUUUUUCACCAAGAGAAGGAGAAACAAGUCAAAUUGGUGAAAUGUCAGCAAACAGCAGCGCUUCCCUGCGACUUUGCUUUGCAUCCAAAAAAAAAAAAGCUCAGAGAGCCCCUUUCGGUCCAAGCUGAGGCUCCGGGGCCGCAAAAUGGCCCCUUGAUUGUUAAACGGAAGGACUUUUCCCUUCUCUGUCUAUGUAAUCAACAAUUGAUGCAGCGUUAUGGCAAUAUUUGAUAUAUUUUGUAGCCAAUUAAGGCGAGAAGCCCAUUUUUUCUGGCAGAAUUUGGGAAACUUGUUGUUUAGCCGGCGUCGUACCCGCAACCGUGCCUUCAAAAAGUGUAGCACGGACGCGCAGUGCAAUUGUUGCGCAGACCUUUAUUAAAUCGCAAAGACUUUUUGAA